Lachancea lanzarotensis is the source of this 561-nucleotide messenger RNA. It is a transcript of the gene UBC12, whose product is annotated as LALA0S10e03818g1_1. The transcript is spliced from 2 exons. Bases 1 to 561 code for a protein of 186 amino acids. The record is from RefSeq and is a predicted model, not a curated record. NCBI's taxonomy places the organism in Eukaryota, Fungi, Ascomycota, Saccharomycetes, Saccharomycetales, Saccharomycetaceae.
AUGCUGAAACUCCGGCAAUUGCAGAAAAAGAAACAAGAGGAUCUGGCCAACCCAAAAAACAGCACCUCUACUGGCCUCUUGUCCCAGACCACCGCAUCUCAGCUCAGACUGCGCAAAGAUCUUCAAUCUCUGGAUCUUCCGCCUAAUGUGAAAAUCGAUGCAAGUUCUCUAGAAAGUGACCAAAUUCUACACAUCCAAAUUACACCAGAUGAGGGCUACUACGAAGGCGGCACUUUCAAGUUCCAGGCCGUUUUCAAGGAUACGUACCCGAUAGAACCUCCCAAGGUGACACUACUUCCCGUUGUGUACCACCCAAAUAUCGACCUUCAAGGCAACAUAUGUUUGAAUAUUUUGCGGGAGGACUGGUCCCCGGUGCUUGACGUUCAAAGCGUCAUAAUCGGGCUUCUCAUGCUUCUUCUUGAACCUAAUGCCACAGAUCCACUAAACAAGACGGCCGCAGAGUCUCUUCGCACGAGUCCGUCGGUGUUCAAAGAUCAGGUCGCAUCAUCCAUGCGUGGCGGAUCGCUGCAAGGACGCCGGUACGAUCGUAUUGUGUGUUGA